Messenger RNA from Lacerta agilis (Sand lizard), 2048 nucleotides. RefSeq names its product family with sequence similarity 151 member A (gene FAM151A). The coding region runs from base 472 to 1461 and encodes 329 amino acids. NCBI's taxonomy places the organism in Eukaryota, Metazoa, Chordata, Lepidosauria, Squamata, Lacertidae. The transcript has 7 exons. The record is from RefSeq and is a predicted model, not a curated record.
GCAGUGCCAGAUUAUCAGAAAAAAAACAAGGCCAGGCAGGUGUGUUAGAAAAGCAAUUCUUCAAGAAAGUACCAGCUUGUUUAAAAGAAAUACCUGCAAGACAGCGAAACAUCAUUAGAAGGAAUCUCCUCCAAGACAGUAGCACGGUAUCACAAGUGACUUGUCCAAGGCAAUAAUUAUUAAAGUGAGAAAAAUCACAAGUUAUUAAGAGAAUCCCUUCAAGGCAACAGUGGAUUAUUGGAAGGAAACUUCUUCAGAGCUGUUCUGGAUUUUUAAAAGGAGAAAAAGAACACCACUUACUGAAUUAAGAUCCCUUCGUCCUGAUUUCUGUUUUGGGGGUCCAAGGCUUCUGGCUGGAGUUUGAACAUUCUGAAUUGCCUCUUCACCUUCGUUUACUCUCUCAUCCUGUUUUUGGAAGGAAACUGCAAUUGCAUAGGGGAAGCUGCCAAGGAGCUGGUGCACUUAAAGAACAUGACAGCUUCCAGCAUGAAGUGUCCUUCCACUGGAAGAAAAGGAGUUGUCAUUGCUGUGAUCAGUGCCAUGGCGGUGAUUUCCGUUUGCAUAGCUCUCAUCGUAACCCUGACAGUCAACAGGAAAUCCCCGCAAGAUUCUCAAGCCUUCAGUACAGGUGGGGAUAUGUUGGAUUAUCUGUUCAAUCUAAGGAGAAUAGACCGGAAAGAUGGGUUGCUGGUCAGCUGGUACCAUGCUGCAAACCGGAAGAGUGAAAUGGAAGAGGCAUUAAAGAGUGACGUUAUGGCCUUGGAAGCUGAUGUCACUGUUGAAGCACACAACACACCCAAUGAGACAGACACACCCAUCAUGGCACAUCCACCUGACAUCUACAGUGAUAACACUCUUCAGGAAUGGCUGGAGGCAGUCCUUAAGUCAUCCAAUAAAGCCAUCAAGCUGGAUUUCAAAAGCAUCAAAGCUGUUGGCCCAUCUCUGGAUACAUUAGUAAAAACCUUUUCUCAAAUGAAUAUCAACAGACCUGUGUGGCUAAAUGCAGACAUUCUGAGAGGUCCAAAUGUACCUAUUAAUAUUGCAGUCAAUGCAAGCCGAUUCCUCUCACUCAUCCAGGAGAAGUUCCCAAACUGCACUCUCUCCCCAGGAUGGUCAACCCUCUAUUUACCUAUCUUUCCAAACAAGACCUACACACAGAAAAUGGUUGAGGACAUGCAUAGCCUCGUAGGGAACCUGCCUCAGCGAAUCACCUUCCCUAUAAGAGCCGUCAUGGCAAGACCAGCCUGGCCUCAUUUGAGCUGGCUUCUCAGCCAGUCUGACAGGUACAGUCUGACUCUCUGGCAAGGGAAGACUGAUCCAGUUACAGUGGAUGAUCUCCUGUUUAUCCGAAAGAAUAGCCAACCUGAACAAAUCUAUUAUGACCUUUUUGAACCUGUGUUGACUCAGUUCCGAGACUUGGCAUCACAACAGGAAGUUCAACGUGGCGAACACCUAGGCUGAUAUCACCAGAUAUCAGUAAACUCCGCUACUUCAGUUAAAGUGUACACACAAAAAAGGAACCAAUUCAUAGUCUCUGCAGCAAGUUCUACAACAAAUAGUAUCCUCAACUUCUUGCCAUCUGGACAGUGCUGCUGUGUAAACAGCUUGGAAAUGCCAUCCCAUUUGGCUGAGACAACUUUCAAAUUAGUAUUAGCAGAGAAGGCAGACGUGACACACAAGAACUUGACAAAUGAAUGAAGUCGAACUAAACUCAUUCUCUGUGGAUGUGGACAUUAUGAGGACAUGGCUGGAGCAUCACCAAUGGGUUUGUACAUUAAAGAAAUGUCUAAAGCUACUGAAUUUUGUAAAAUGUCCUGUUUUAGCUGAUAGAGAAUAUAAAAUUGUUCAGUUUCUUGACUAAAUUGUUUAGCUUCUUCUAAACCUUAACCAUUACAAGUUGUGCUCAAUUCACUUUCACACUGAGUGGUUUGCCUGUUGUCAUCUUCUUUCUGGACCUUGAAGUACUAGGAACUUGAUUUCUUUAAAAUUAAUCCCAAGGUACUGAAUUCUGUAUUUGACCUCAGCUUCCAUGCUUGCAUAAUGUGAAU